UCGGCAAUUUGGAGGCUGUAGCAACGAGGGUUCGCAAAGGGUGUACACAUGGGACAAACCACGCUGGAACUACCCGGGGACCAAACUGUACUCACGUGUACCUCAACCGUGUCUGGGGCUACCUUUUGAUGUGAGCAAGCCACGGAAAGGGAGAAGUUCUCCCGACUGGACAGAGAGGAGAGAGCGCUGAGGGAGGCGAGGGCGGACCUACAGAAGAGGAUGGAGAUCUGUCUGUACGGCCGGCCACGGGACCCGCCGCUACCCGUGCUGUGCCAG
Molecule: messenger RNA, 276 nt
Organism: Aplysia californica (California sea hare)
Lineage: Eukaryota; Metazoa; Mollusca; Gastropoda; Aplysiida; Aplysiidae
Source: RefSeq, a predicted model, not a curated record